CCGGUGCACGCCGGGACGGCCGGCGGCGGCUGCCAGGCAGGUGGCCGCGGGCGGGAGCUGAGCAAUGCGGGGCCGGGGAGGGGGCUGACUCCUGACGCUCCGCCGAGCGCUCGGGGCCGGCGGGAAGGACACCCACCUGCGUCGCCUCCUGGUGGGGGGGUUUCCCCUCCUCCUUCUCGUCGCUGCUGACGCGCCGCUGCCUAUUAAUCAUUCACCAGCCGGAGAGCGGCAAUUAACGCCGCUCGGCUCGGCGGCGGCGGCGGCGGCAGCCUCCUCCCUCCUCAUGCCAGCCUCGGGCGGGAGACAACGCUGCGGCUCCGCCAGGGUGCCGAGCCGGGCGGGCGCCCAGCGCCGGCCGCUGUGAGCCCGCGGGCGGGGAGGGCUGGGCUGAGGAUGCUCCCCAAUGGCACCUGCCCCAGGCUCCCGGGCGGUGCAGGUGGCGGCAGCGGCAGCGGCAGCAGCGGCGGCGCGAGCGGAGGGAGCUGCUGUAGCAGCGGCAGCGCCGGCGGGGUCCUGGGGCAGGCAGCGGCGGGGGGCAUGGAGGCGGGCGGCAGGAACUCCUCCGGCGCCCCGAACGGCACCCUGAGCGACUCGCAGGGCAGCGCCAUCCUCAUCUCCUUCAUCUACUCCGUGGUGUGCCUGGUGGGGCUGUGCGGCAACUCCAUGGUCAUCUACGUGAUCCUGCGCUACGCCAAGAUGAAGACGGCCACCAACAUCUACAUCCUCAACCUGGCCAUCGCCGACGAGCUGCUGAUGCUCAGCGUGCCCUUCCUGGUCACCUCCACCCUGCUGCGCCACUGGCCCUUCGGCUCGCUGCUCUGCCGCCUGGUGCUCAGCGUGGACGCCAUCAACAUGUUCACCAGCAUCUACUGCCUGACGGUGCUCAGCGUGGACCGCUACAUCGCCGUGGUGCACCCCAUCAAGGCGGCCCGCUACCGCCGGCCCAGCGUGGCCAAGAUGGUCAACCUGGGCGUCUGGGUGCUCUCCAUCCUCAUCAUCCUGCCCAUCAUCAUCUUCUCCAGCACGGCGCCCAACAGCGACGGCACGGUGGCCUGCAACAUGCUCAUGCCCGAGCCCACCCAGCGGUGGCUGGUGGUCUUCGUGGUCUACACCUUCCUGAUGGGCUUCCUGCUGCCCGUGGUGGCCAUCUGCCUCUGCUACAUCCUCAUCAUCGCCAAGAUGCGCAUGGUGGCGCUCAAGGCCGGCUGGCAGCAGCGCAAGCGCUCCGAGCGGAAGAUCACCCUCAUGGUCAUGAUGGUGGUGAUGGUCUUCGUCAUCUGCUGGAUGCCCUUCUACAUCGUGCAGCUGGUCAACGUCUUCGUGGAGCAGGACGACGCCACCAUCAGCCAGCUCUCCGUCAUCCUGGGCUACGCCAACAGCUGCGCCAACCCCAUCCUCUACGGCUUCCUCUCGGACAACUUCAAGAGGUCCUUCCAGCGGCUCUUGUGCCUCAGCUGGAUGGACAACGCCACGGAGGAGCCCGUCGAUUACUACGCCACCGCCCUGAAGAGCAGGGCUUACAGCGUGGAGGACUUUCCCCCCGACAACUUGGAGUCGGGGAGCAUGUACAGGAACGGCACUUGCACCUCCAGGAUUACCACUCUCUGAGGAAGCGCGCAGCAGCCUCCCACCCCACCCCCCCCUACGCCCCCCAGGCGCAGGGCAGCCGGGGACUGCGGGCGGGUGGAGUGCGGGGAGGGGUGUUAUUAUUCUGUUUGGAAACAACAGAGUUGGGCACGAAAAGGAACAACAAAGUGUUCCCUGGCCGCCUGCCCCUCACACCACCCCCUCAGUAUUUCAAUUGCGUUGUGUUUGUUCAUGCUACUACGCCCCUAGUCAAUUAUUAACUAAGCGCCCCUCAGAUGGACUUUAGGUUCCUCAGUCUGUUGCUUCCUUCCCGUUGUGUGUGAUCAGCGCGUGUGUGGGUCAGUGAGGUCUCCUGUUGACUUUCUCUGUUUCUUUUUGUGCUCGUCUCCGACUCCCCCACCCCCACCCCCCUUCCCUUUGGUUCACUUGCCAUUGUGGUGGCACAUCGAUGUGCUGCUCUUUUCAGGGUCGUGUUGCUUGGUGUCUAAUUGUUCCUCCCCUUUGGAAGGUACACUGUUGACGGCAGACUUUGCCCCUUGGCAGCCUUAAAACACAAGGGGAUGUUCUGUGAAAAGCUAGGAAAUCGCUCAGUUUAACUCAACUCCUCCUAGCUGAAACCAACACUGACCGGAAAGGGAGACAGGAUUUCUGUUCAGAGUAGAACUAGGAAAGGUCCCUUUCCCUCAGCUGCAGAGAAAGAGCAGACAAGCCUUCAUCCCCCACAAGGGAGAGAAAUGUUUCAGAGGAACAGCCGUGUUAGUCUGUAUUCGCAAAAAGAAAAGGAGUACUUGUGGCACCUUAGAGACUAACCAAUUUAUUUGAGCAUGAGCUUUCCUGAGCCACAGCUCACUUCAUCAGAUGUGUUCACACACAUCUGAUGAAGUGAGCUGUGGCUCACGAAAGCUCAUGCUCAAAUAAAUUGGUUAGUCUCUAAGGUGCCACAAGGGAGAGAAAAGCUCCUCUAAAAGGGGCAGGCAAGCUCAUGAAGUCAUAUUGCAAGUAGGACAGAACUCCAGUGCUCUCUUUCUCUCGGGUAAGAAUGUGAAAAGAUAACGGGGCGCGGGGGGGGGGGGGGGGGUAGUUGGGGGACGCAAACCACUAGAAUUGAGUUCCAUUGAGAUUUGGCAUUCAGUGGCACUCAAGGGGAAACGUCAGUCCCUAUGGAAAUGGAAACGAAAACGCCUCCUAAGAAAGAAACGCGAUUAUUUCAUUAUCUCAGAGCUGCCCAGCAGGCUGCUGAUAACACAGAGAUAUACACCGCCCCGUGACUCGCAUGGAGCAGGGUAUUGGACGGGGAGGUGUGCAAAUAAUAAAGUUUAAAGGGGGCACUAGAGUGUGAAGCUAUUGUCCUGUGAGUGUUACGCUCAACGUGAAACAACCCUCCAGGGAAUAAAAGAGACGCAAGCUGUGAAGGACAGUCGGUGUGGGUGCUUUUGCAGUUCGAACCACAUAGAAUAAGGAAAGUUUAUUGCGGAUCCUUCAUCAGGCUUUAAAAUACUUAUCAGAAACAUACACCUGUCUGUUCAAUAAUAGAUAUUACCUAGCCCCACUUUGCAUCGCUCCUAAACUGAAAGGGGUUUCCUGUAUCAGCAGUGUAAUCUACCUUCUCGGUGCUUCAAUAUAUGUUUGAUUUUGAUUGUCUUUAUGUGUGCGCUUAAUAUAUUGUUUGAUUUCAGUAUUUUCUUUUUUGUUACUGUGUCGUGAAAACGUUCUCUUGGAAGCAAUUCAUUACUCUAUGUACUGAAGUCUUGGCGGCCUCAUACAAGGGAGUGCAUUUUAAAAGGUUUCAGAGUAGUAGCUGUGUUAGUCUGUAUUCGCAAAAAGAAAAGGAGUACUUGUGGCCCCUAGAGACUAACCAAUUUAUUUGAGCAUAAGCUUUCCUGAGCUACAGCUCACUUCAUCGGAUGCAUUCAGUGGAAAAUACAGUGAGGCGAUUUAUAUACAUACAGAACAUGAAAAAAUGGGUGUUAUCAUACACACUGUAAGGAGAGUGAUCACUUAAGAUGAGCUAUUACCAGCAGGAAAGUGGUGGGGGCGGGGGGAAAGAAAACUUUUUGUAGUGAUAAUCAAGGUGGGCCAUUUCCAGCAGUUGACAAGAAUGUCUGAGGAACAUGGGGGGGGGGGGGGAAAUAGUUUUACUUUGUGUAAUGACUCAUCCACUCCCAGUCUCUAUGCAAACUGCUGGAAAUGGCCCACCUUGAUUAUCACUGCAAAAGGUUCCCCCCCAACCCCCACUCUCCUGCUGGUAAUAGUUCACCUUAAGCGAUCACUCUCCUUACAGUGUGUAUGAUAACACCCAUUGUUUCAUGUUCUGUGUGUAUAUAAAUCUCCUCACUGUAUUUUCCACUGAAUGCAUCCGAUGAAGUGAGCUGUAGCUCAUGAAAGCUUAUGCUCAAAUAAAUUGGUUAGUCUCUAAGGUGCCACAAGUACUCCUUUUCAUUUUAAAAGGGUGAUGUUCAAGAAGGCUCCUUCUGGAGAAAAAGAUUAUAACCUUUUUAUAGGCCUUCUUUUUCCAUUGUUUCCCCACAACAAUUCUUUUCCCGUUCUAUUCGCACCUUGAUCAUGCAUAUUUCAGAAUCGAGAAUAUUUUUCUGAUAGAAAAACAGUGCUUUUCUAUUGGAUAAAUGAUGGUGGAAAGCAAAAUCUAACAUUUCUGUUCCCCCUUUAAAGAUUAUCCCAACCUAGACAUACCAGUAACGAUUAUGGUGACAAUAGCAAUUCUGCUUUCUGUUCUUUAUUGCGUUCCUUAAAACAGAACUAAUGUCAAAGACAGUGCGCUAGCGCACUUUUACCAAAUCAUCUCUCUAGCACAAUACUGUGAAUUAUAGGAAUAACUACUGGAGAUCGGAAGCAAAAGGAUAAUUCCCUAAAACGCCUGUAAACACUGCCUACUAAUUGCUAUAUUACUUACUGCGUCCCAAGAGUGUUAAUACUUAACUUACUAAUGUGUCUAGCUCUUUGGGGGGUUCAGUAAGGUUCCGGGAUGAACUGUAGCAUGAACUUUUCUUAGGAGCAAAAAGCAUCAGGCCAUUUUGCAAAUCUCUCCCACCAAAACAUCAGAUAUUGUCAAGUGAAUGUAUAAAUUCUAGUAUCUCUCUAAGGACCUGAUCCAUAGCCCAUUGAAGUGAAUGGAAACUCUCCCACUGACUUCAGUGGGCUUUGGCUCAUCUUCUUUUGAUUUAAAAAAUAAUUGCUAAUAUGGAUGCUGUUACAUCCCUAUUAAAACAUUUUGUGAAAGGCUUUAAAAUCUGUAUAGUUUUAUUCCUUUUUACUUUUACUUUUUACUUUACUUUUACUUUUUACUCAAUUUAAAAGGACCUUCAAAUAAUUUUAAAGGUCAUUGCAAAUUUUAACCUUCAUUUAUAGUAAAAAAAAGAGAGAGAGAAAUCUCUCUUACAGUCUUUAGGAACAUUUCACUGAAGACAGGCAUUGCAUUGUUUAAAACAGACAAAAACCACAGGGUGCCAUGUUUACAUUUUUAGAGCUCCAUUUCAAAUCGUGCUCAUUGUUUCCUUAAAAAGGUAUCAAUCUAGUGCUUUUAUACUGUCAUUUCACCCAGCAAUACUGUAAUGCAGUGUUAGCUUAAUAAACAGAUAUAUUAUACAGUA
Messenger RNA from Caretta caretta (loggerhead turtle), 5195 nucleotides. RefSeq names its product somatostatin receptor 1 (gene SSTR1). NCBI's taxonomy places the organism in Eukaryota, Metazoa, Chordata, Testudines, Cheloniidae. Gene Ontology annotation, molecular function: neuropeptide binding; somatostatin receptor activity. Gene Ontology annotation, cellular component: plasma membrane; neuron projection. Gene Ontology annotation, biological process: neuropeptide signaling pathway; cellular response to estradiol stimulus. The record is from RefSeq and is a predicted model, not a curated record.